Sphaeramia orbicularis (orbiculate cardinalfish) is the source of this 3240-nucleotide messenger RNA. It is a transcript of the gene hdgfl2, whose product is annotated as HDGF like 2. Lineage: Eukaryota; Metazoa; Chordata; Actinopteri; Kurtiformes; Apogonidae. The transcript is spliced from 16 exons. The record is from RefSeq and is a predicted model, not a curated record. The coding region runs from base 180 to 2162 and encodes 660 amino acids. Gene Ontology annotation, molecular function: histone H3K27me3 reader activity; histone H3K9me2/3 reader activity.
UUUGACGCUGCCUCCUCCUCUCGCGGUAACGUUAGUAUCGGUUAGUGUACUGUUAGCUUACAAGCUAACCCCAUCGUUUCCAGGUUUCGUGUCGACCUGAAAACUGCAGACGAAGAGAGACACAGAACGGCUACGCAGCUGAAUACUUUUCAAAUUCGAGCUGCAAGACAAGCACGAGAAUGCCACACAACUUCCAGCCCGGAGACCUGGUCUUCGCUAAAAUGAAGGGGUACCCCCACUGGCCAGCCAGGAUUGAAGAUGUGGCUGAUGGGGCAGUGAAACCACCUCCCAAUAAAAUCCCCAUUUUCUUUUUUGGAACACAUGAAACUGCAUUCCUUGCUCCAAAGGACCUAUUUGCUUAUGAGAAAUACAGAGAACGCUAUGGGAAGCCCAACAAGAGGAAGGGAUUCAAUGAAGGUUUAUGGGAGAUUCAAAACAAUCCACAUGCCUCCUAUAGUGCCCCACCUGUGCCAGCCAGCUCAUCAGACAGUGAGGGAAACAAUGCAGGGGGAGGAAGUGAGGAGGAUGAGGAGGAGGAUGAAGAAGUCUCAGUGCCUCGGAAAGCUGACUCGGGGAGUGAGGUUGACUCUGACUCGGGAAGUGAAGACCAAGGCAGGGGAGGAGGAGGAGGAGUGAAACGGAAGCCCCCAGCACCUAAGAGGCCUCCUCCACCCAAAAAGGCCAGAGGUUCGUCUAGUGAUCGAGACGAAGAGGAGAGUGGAUCCCCUUCUGAAUCGGAGCCCACCCCGUCAGAGUCUGACUCGGGCAAAAACAGUGACCAGGAUUUUACUCCCGAGAAGAAAUCUGGUGGACGAGGUGGAAAGAAGGCAGGAGGAAGAGGGAAGAAAAAGAAGGCUUCAUCAGACUCGGAUUCAGAGUCAGGAUCAGGGUCAGAAAAGAAAGUGGUGGACAGCGACUCAGAGGAUGAAAAACCUCGACCGGCUCUGUCUGGCUCUGAAUCCCAGUCUGGCUCAAAGUCUGAAUCGGACUCAGAUCCACCUCCGCGUAAAGGACCACAGGCACGAAAGAAAGAGAAACCUGCUCCAAAGCCCCGUGCACGGAAGCCAAAACCUGCCCCAGCAAAACGAGCCCCUUCUUCGUCUUCUGACAGUGACAGUGACAGUGAACCCGACCGCAUCAGUGAAUGGAAGAAAAGAGAUGAAGAGCGCAGACGAGAGCUGGAGGAGCGCAGGAAAAAGGAGGAGGCAGAGGAGCUCCGGCGACUGCGAGAGAGGGAGAAGGAGGAAGAGGAGAAGAAGAAAAAGGACAAAGAUAAGGCUAAAAAAGGGAGCGACAGUAACAGCAGCAGUAGCUCAGAUGAGGGUGUCGAUGAUCACCCACUGAAGAAAUCCAAGAAGCCUCCUCCACCCCCAAUCCCUGCCCCCUCCGAUUCCGAUUCUCCCUCACCAGCUGAGAUUAAGAAAUCACCGAAGAAACUAGACAACCAGAAGAAAGCAAGAAUAAAGAAAGAGAAGGAGAGAAAGGAACGAAAGGAGAAAGAGCUAAAAGAGAAGAAAGUCAAACGGUCAGAAGAGAAGAGCAGACCAAGGUCUAAGCCUGAAAAACCUAAACGCAAACCAGAGAGGCCCCCAGAGAAGAAAGUGGAAAAGAAAAAGGAGCCAUCACCAGAGGAAAGGCUACAGAAACUCCACACAGAUAUAAAGUUUGCACUCAAAGUGGACAACCCUGACAUAGAUCGGUGUUUACAAGCUUUGGAGGAGCUUGAGGCUGUUCCUGUCACCAGCCAGAUCCUCCAUAAGAAUGCUGAAGUCAUUGCCACGCUAAAAAAAAUACGGCGAUACAAAGCCAGCACCGCAGUGAUGGAAAAAGCUAGCGAUGUCUACAACAAGUUAAAACUUCGAUUUGUGGGCAAAGCUGAAGUGGCAGCUAAACCGAAAACGGAGAACAAGGAACCUGAAGAAAAUGAGCAAAUGCAAAACACAGAUUCCACUCCAGUGAAUGGAGAAUCAGAACAGAAAAAAGAGGAAGCUGAGGCAGAGGAACAGCCAAAAUCACCUGCCCGAGAGGAGAGCAAUGACCAUCCCACUGCAAGCCCAAACAGACGGAGCCCACACAGCCCUGCUGAACAACAGACACAUACACAUGAAGACGCAGACCACUCCAUUUCUGCAGAGACUGAACCACCUGCUGUAGAAAGCUGAGAGACCUUUUAACCACCACUCAAGUGGACCAAGUGCUAAAAGAUGGUGGCCUCUUUAUUUGACGUCAUACAGUGCUUCUGGCCCUUCAGCAUCACUACACACACCCAGCAUUUCUUCCAGUUAAUCUGUUACGCCAGUGUUGACGUUUUGGAUAUUUUGUACCCUGAUGAUUUUAAACCAGAGGGGCCCUGUUGUUCAAGCUGUUUUGGUCUCUUAUUUAACACAGUGAAAAAGGAAAGCUUCAUAGUGUGAUAGUUUAUGGCCCCGUGCGAUCCCUUUUGUUUCUGAAAUGUACUUUUUCUUUUGUUCUUUUAUACUACGCUCGACUUGUCCUGGAUCCUCACCCCCUGCUGCUUUGUUCUUUCUACCACAUGAACUCUUACUUGGGUCUUUCAUACUUUAUGUAUAUUGAAUGAAUACAUUUUUAGCACUUCUAACAGGAAAAUUAGGCUGGGGUUAGUAUGAGAUGAGACUUUAAUUAUUCUUGUGGGUAAACGGGGUAGAAAUGGAGCCAUGCUGUUAGCAUUUUGCUUUGAAAACUUCAGCCCUUCAUCACUUGGCUUCAUUUUUAUAAAGCCUAUAAAACAUCACAAAAGCCUCCUUAUCUGUAUGUAUGACAUUGUGUGAGUGAUAAAAUACUAUUUGUCAGUCUUUUAUGUUUUGUUGUUUUUUUUUUUAAUUAUCUGGUCUUUAUCCAGUUAAUUUACUCUGAAAUGUAAAGCCAUGAACAGAGUCACUUAAUUCUGUUUUCCAACUGAGGUCCACCUACUUUUUUUUAUAGCUUUGUUUGCAGAUAUUUGCAUCAACAGUUUUGUCUAAAAUAUUAAUUGCUGUGGAGUCACACACCUUUGCACUCAUGUCUGCACAGUGUCAGCUUUCAGUAACUUGCAUAAUAAAUGGAAAUAACUGUACAGAUCAGAAAAUGCCCUUAAAGCUAUCUCAGAUCUCAUGUAGCUGCAGCCUAUGUUGACAUCUUCCUGUCAUAAGCAUACAACAGGUAUUUUUAGUGCUAUGUAAAUUGAUAAAGCAUUUCUAUCACUUAGUUGAGAAUUGAAUAAAAAUCUCAGCAUGGUUUUGA